CAUGUCGUAAGAUUUAUCCAAUGGCCAAUUGGAGCCCAAUCAGCGCCAGGUCCGAUACCGCCUUCACCACUGUGUACUUGACUGUGCACCCUCAUACCCGCGGCCUCUGCGAGUUGAAAAGCCUCUACCUCGAUUGCUUGCAAGAGUUCUGAAGAUGUCAAGGAGAACGGAGGAGAAUCAAGAACAGUCGGCAAGCCUGCUUCCUCCGCAGCUUGAUCCUCGUCCUCUCCUUCUUCGUGUGUACCAGCAAGAUAUGUCAUGGCGUUAUGCAGAUUUGCGUACCAGCUCCGUCGAUCCGGACAUGCACUCCGCCACGCGUGUCAAACCUGGACUUAGCUCGACAAUUGUAUCCAGCGGACCGAGCCGACAGAAGGUACCCCACGCCGUGACGGUCGCGAUUCGGAACGAACAGCACCUAUGGACCCUUCGGGUUGACCUCGAGCGCUGGAGAAUCACGCUGCGAAAGGUCGGCCAUAAGGCCGAUGAUAUAACCUAGGAACGUCCAUGGAGUUUCAUGUUCGUCCAGGAGAAGCUAGAGAAGCGCAGAGAACGUCGCGAAACAUGCAAUUGCACAAUGAACGUUCGAAGGCCUGGCUUUGCCUUGCUCUUCUGCACAUGCGGCCUCAGCACCCACCUGGUCGGCUAUCUUCUCAGAAUCAACUGGCAC
Westerdykella ornata is the source of this 667-nucleotide messenger RNA. RefSeq lists its product as uncharacterized. NCBI's taxonomy places the organism in Eukaryota, Fungi, Ascomycota, Dothideomycetes, Pleosporales, Sporormiaceae. The coding region runs from base 155 to 496 and encodes 113 amino acids. The transcript is spliced from 3 exons. The record is from RefSeq and is a predicted model, not a curated record.